CACAACUUUAAUAUCAGAGUUCAUCAAUCCCGGCCUCACGUACAGCACCCCACUCCGUUGACCGAGUAAAACUACCCACCGCCUGUCGAUGAAGCCCGGGCGCGUAUAUGACGCUUCAUUUGUCAAAAGUGCGAGCGGAGUUGAGCUUGCGUGGAAGCAGGCCAGAAGACUCCAUUUGGCCAUGGGACGCGUCGACUUCAAUAUCCCCAGAGAACCUGCUAGAGAUCAUUUACACGGCCUGGUAGCCGCAAUGGAACAUCGGAGUGCGCCCGCUCUGGCCCAGGAGUCUAUAGGGGCUCCACGAACCUUCCCAGAUGGUGCGAUUUAUACCUGGGUCGCUCUGGCUGCAGGCUCCUGCGGCCUGCAUACUCCCGACUGGAGUAGUUUUGGUCACGUUUUCUCUCUAACUCAAUGCUACAUUGUCCCCACGUGGCGCAAGGCUAUUCUCCCCUCUGCCUCAAAGAGAUGGAAUGCCGCCAAGCUCCCUGUUCACUCAAUUCCCCGAACGUCACCUGAAUUUCAUUGCGCAGCGGGCAACAUGGCAAAGGUAGCUUUAGGGUUGCAAUGUUGACUGCCAAAGGUUCUCAAAAGAUACCUGUGCCGCGUCAUAGUUCAACCCAACCAAGAUUCGUG
Lindgomyces ingoldianus is the source of this 633-nucleotide messenger RNA. RefSeq lists its product as uncharacterized. NCBI's taxonomy places the organism in Eukaryota, Fungi, Ascomycota, Dothideomycetes, Pleosporales, Lindgomycetaceae. The transcript has a single exon. The record is from RefSeq and is a predicted model, not a curated record. The coding region runs from base 251 to 571 and encodes 106 amino acids.